GUUCGAUUCCUGUCUCACUCCAUACAACUCGUUCCAUCAUCAACCAGUUCCCGGUAAUAAGGCAACAUGGCAGCGAAGGGAUCCAACAUUCCCAUCUUGAAAAGAAACAUGAAACUUCGUUCUCAUUUCUCAUGGAUUUAAUUAGACUCGAUCCUGAACCGACGUGUGCCCCAUAAUUCCAAAAUGUUUGAUCAUCAAACCAAGGUGGUAGUAUUACUGUAUUACAUCUGCUUCAACCCAAUCAGAUCCUCAUUUGUUCUUGGAGUAAUUUAAAAUCCAAUACCCUAAGACGCUCUAUCGUCUAUGUUGUGGCCCCAAGUUCAUUUAAUUUCGUGUUUAAAUCCGGCAUCACUUCAGACCCUUGGAUUGUCCGCGCAAUCGCCUAUGAAUAGUUCGCAGAUCUUCCUAUCAUAUGUUAAUGAAAUAUUCAUCACGCUCGUGUCCAAUUCUAUUUUUUUUUUACCUUUCUUUGACCAGCUUCGUUGGCAUUCAUAUAGCGGAUCUAUACUAGAAGUGGACUGAUGCGUUUCCAAAGUACAUUAGUACAUUAGUGCUCGUAAUUUAUAUAUAUUGAGCGGAGAGUGGGCCAUGUCCAUCUCACACGCAUACACAUACUAGUAUACUACUAGGAGUAUGCCC
Aspergillus alliaceus is the source of this 639-nucleotide messenger RNA. RefSeq lists its product as uncharacterized. Bases 304 to 522 code for a protein of 72 amino acids. The record is from RefSeq and is a predicted model, not a curated record. The transcript has 2 exons. NCBI's taxonomy places the organism in Eukaryota, Fungi, Ascomycota, Eurotiomycetes, Eurotiales, Aspergillaceae.